CAGCCCCGGCGAGAGGGGGAGAGGGCGGGGGCAGGCCGAGACUAUGCGAUUGCCCAGCCCGCGCCCAGCCUCCCGCCAGCCCGCGCCCAGCUGAGAGCGAGCCGGCGCCCAGCCCCGCACAGCGCCGCUGCCGCCGAGAGCCAGGACCAUGUCUCUGCUCUGCGUUGGAGUUAAAAAAGCCAAGUUUGAUGGGCCCCAAGAGAAGUUCAACACCUACGUGACGCUGAAGGUGCAGAAUGUCAAGAGCACGACCAUUGCCGUGCGCGGGAACCUGCCGUGCUGGGAGCAGGACUUCAUGUUCGAGAUCAACCGCCUGGACUUGGGGCUGACGGUGGAAGUGUGGAACAAGGGGCUGAUCUGGGACACCAUGGUGGGCACUGUAUGGAUCCCCUUGAGGACCAUCCGGCAGUCCAAUGAGGAGGGCCCCGGGGAAUGGCUCACCCUGGACUCCCAGGUCAUCAUGACCGACAACGAGAUCUCUGGCACCAAGGACCCCACCUUCCACCGCAUCCUCCUGGACACCCGCUUCGAGCUGCCGCUUGACAUCCCCGAGGAGGAGGCCAGGUACUGGGCCAAGAAGCUGGAGCAGCUGAAUGCGAUGAGGGACCAGGAUGAUUACUCCUUCCAGGAGGAGCAGGAGAAGCCACUCCCCGUGCACGGCUCCCAGUGCUGCAACUGGAAUUAUUUUGGCUGGGGAGAACAACAGAAUGACGACCCUGACAGCACCGUGGAUGACCGGGACAGUGACUACCGAAGUGAGACCAGCAAUAGCAUCCCACCUCCCUAUUACACCACCUCCCAACCCAAUGCCUCGGUCCACCAGUAUCCCAUGAGGCACCAGCAGCAGAGCUCCCGGGACUCGUACACGGAUUCCAUGCAGAGCUACGAGAUGGACUAUUCGGAUCAGCGGCCAAUCAGCCCCACCGGGAGCAGCCGCUACGCCUCCUCUGGGGAGCUGAGCCAAGGGAGCUCCCAGCUCAGCGAUGACUUCGACCCCGACGAGAGCCUGCGGGGCUCAGAGAUCGAUGAGCGGGAUGGGGACUCCUACCACUCCUGCCACAGCUCGGUCAGCUACCACAAGGACUCACCCCGCUGGGAGGAGGAAGACGAUGACCUCUACUUGGAAGAAGAGGAUGAGUUCAAUGAGGACUACAGCGAGAAUGAGGAGGACUACCCCAAGGCUGAGGAAGACAAGCUGCAGGGCCGUGAGGCAUACGAGUCCGAGCCCUUGGAGCGAGAGCCCUACCAGCAGCAGAAGCAGCCGGUGCAGCUGCAGCAGCAACAGCAGGAGUCGCUGCAACAGAAGCCGCAGCUGCAGCAACAGGUCCCAGCGCAGAAGCAGCAACAGGCGCCGCAGCAAGCGCAGCUACAGGUGCAGCAGGUGCAAGUGCAGCAGCAGCAGGUGCAGCAGGAGAGGAAAGAGGAUAAGGCAGGUUAUGCCCUACAGGAGACUCCAGAGGUCCCCCAGGAAAAGCUGUCAGAGGAGGAGCCCCCAGUCCCAGAGAAGGGACAAGAGCCUGAGCCCCCCAAACCAGAAGAGAGUUACAGAGAGAGGGAGGAAGUGGAAGUUCAGGAUGCCAAAUCCCGAGCCAAAGCCAACUGGCUGAGGGCAUUCAACAAAGUCUGCAUGCAGCUGCAAGAGGCUCGAGGUGCUGGAGAAGCUAAAUCUCUCUGGUUCAAAGGCGGGCCUGGCGGUGGGCUAAUCAUUAUUGACAGCAUGCCCGACAUACGCAGGAGAAAGCCCAUCCCCCUAGUUAGUGAUUUGGCCAUGUCCUUGGUCCAGUCCAGGAAAGCUGGUAUCACGUCAGCAUUAGCAUCAAGCACCUUAAACAACGAAGAGCUAAAAAACCAUGUUUACAAGAAGACCCUUCAAGCCUUAAUCUACCCCAUCUCUUGCACAACCCCUCACAACUUCGAGGUGUGGACCGCAACCACACCCACCUACUGCUACGAGUGCGAGGGCUUGCUGUGGGGCAUUGCUCGGCAGGGCAUGCGCUGUACGGAGUGUGGGGUGAAAUGCCACGAGAAGUGCCAAGACCUGCUCAAUGCAGACUGCCUACAGAGAGCAGCUGAGAAGAGCUCCAAGCACGGGGCAGAGGACCGGACCCAGAACAUCAUCAUGGUGCUCAAGGACCGCAUGAAGAUUCGGGAGCGAAACAAGCCUGAGAUCUUCGAGCUGAUCCAGGAAGUCUUUGGCGUCUCCAAAGCCACCCACACGCAGCAGAUGAAGGCGGUGAAGCAGAGCGUGCUGGAUGGCACCUCCAAGUGGUCAGCCAAGAUCAGCAUCACGGUUGUUUGUGCCCAGGGCCUGCAGGCAAAGGAUAAGACAGGCUCCAGUGACCCGUAUGUUACUGUCCAGGUUGGAAAGACGAAAAAAAGGACUAAAACUAUCUACGGAAAUCUAAACCCCGUCUGGGAGGAGAAUUUCCAUUUUGAAUGCCAUAACUCCUCUGAUCGGAUCAAGGUCCGGGUCUGGGAUGAAGACGAUGACAUCAAGUCUCGUGUCAAGCAACGCUUUAAGAGAGAGUCCGAUGACUUCCUGGGACAGACGAUCAUAGAGGUCCGAACACUGAGUGGCGAGAUGGAUGUCUGGUACAACCUAGACAAGCGGACGGACAAGUCGGCUGUGUCUGGAGCCAUCCGGCUUCACAUCAGCGUGGAAAUAAAGGGGGAGGAGAAGGUGGCUCCGUACCAUGUGCAGUAUACGUGCCUACAUGAGAACCUCUUCCAUUUCGUGACGGACUUACAAAACAACGGGGUGGUGAAGAUCCCCGACGCCAAGGGGGACGAUGCCUGGAAGGUGUACUUCGACGAGACGGCCCAGGAGAUCGUGGAUGAGUUUGCCAUGCGGUACGGGGUGGAGUCCAUCUACCAGGCCAUGACCCACUUUGCCUGCCUGUCCUCUAAAUACAUGUGUCCCGGAGUGCCGGCGGUGAUGAGCACCCUGCUCGCCAACAUCAACGCUUACUAUGCACAUACCACUGCCUCCACCAACGUGUCUGCCUCCGACCGCUUUGCUGCUUCCAAUUUCGGGAAAGAGCGCUUCGUCAAGCUGCUGGACCAGCUGCACAAUUCGCUCCGGAUUGACCUGUCCAUGUACCGGAAUAACUUCCCUGCCAGCAGCCCUGAAAGGCUACAGGACCUCAAGUCAACAGUGGAUCUGUUAACCAGCAUCACCUUCUUCCGAAUGAAGGUCCAGGAGCUACAGAGCCCUCCCCGUGCCAGCCAAGUAGUGAAGGACUGCGUGAAAGCCUGCCUCAACUCCACCUAUGAAUACAUCUUCAACAACUGUCACGAGCUGUACAGCCGGGAGUACCAGACAGAUCCCACAAAGAAAGGUGAGGUGCCCCCUGAGGAGCAGGGACCCAGCAUCAAGAACCUGGAUUUCUGGUCCAAACUCAUCACGCUGAUUGUCUCAAUUAUUGAAGAGGAUAAGAACUCCUACACGCCCUGUCUGAACCAGUUCCCCCAGGAGCUGAACGUGGGCAAGAUCAGUGCUGAAGUGAUGUGGAACCUCUUUGCUCAGGACAUGAAGUAUGCAAUGGAAGAGCACGACAAGCACCGCCUGUGCAAGAGCGCUGACUACAUGAACCUGCACUUCAAGGUGAAGUGGCUCUACAAUGAGUAUGUGACCGAGCUGCCUUCCUUCAAGAGCCGGGUGCCUGAGUACCCUGCGUGGUUUGAGCCUUUUGUUAUCCAGUGGCUGGAUGAGAACGAGGAGGUGUCCCGGGAUUUCCUGCAUGGAGCACUGGAGAGGGACAAGAAGGACGGGUUCCAGCAAACGUCUGAGCACGCGCUCUUCUCCUGCUCCGUGGUGGACGUCUUCUCCCAGCUGAACCAGAGCUUUGAGAUCAUCAAGAAGCUGGAGUGCCCUGACCCGCAGAUUGUGGGGCAUUACAUGCGGAGGUUUGCCAAGACCAUCAGCAACGUGUUGCUGCAGUACGCCGAGAUCAUCUCUAAAGAUUUCGCCUUACACUGCUCCAAGGAGAAAGAGAAAGUGCCCUGCAUCCUGAUGAACAACAUCCAGCAGCUUCGUGUCCAGCUGGAGAAGAUGUUUGAGGCCAUGGGGGGAAAGGAGCUGGAUGCAGAAGCCAGUGACAUCCUCAAGGAGCUGCAAGUGAAGCUCAAUAAUGUCCUGGAUGAACUGAGCAGAGUUUUUGCAACAAGCUUCCAGCCCCACAUCGAGGACUGCGUGAAGCAGAUGGGGGACAUCCUGAGCCAGGUGAAGGGCACCGGGAAUGUCCCUGCCAGCGCCUGCAGCAGCGUUGCACAGGACGCCGACAACGUCCUUCAGCCCAUCAUGGACCUUCUGGACAGCAACCUGACCCUCUUCGCCAAGAUCUGUGAGAAGACGGUCCUGAAGCGGGUGCUGAAGGAGCUGUGGAAGCUGGUGAUGAACACUAUGGAGAAGACCAUUGUCCUCCCACCGCUCACAGACCAGACGGGAACGCUCUUGAGAAAACAUGGCAAGGGGACAGAGAAGAGCAGGGUGAAGCUGCCCAGUCACACAGAUGGCACCCAGAUGAUCUUCAAUGCAGCCAAGGAGCUGGGACAGCUGUCAAAACUGAAGGACCACAUGGUGCGUGAGGAGGCCAAAAGCCUGACCCCCAAGCAAUGUGCGGUGGUGGAGCUGGCGCUGGACACCAUCAAGCAAUAUUUCCAUGCAGGAGGAGUUGGGCUGAAGAAAACCUUCCUGGAGAAGAGCCCCGACCUGCAGUCCCUGCGCUACGCCCUCUCCCUGUACACACAGGCCACUGAUCUGCUCAUCAAAACCUUUGUGCAGACACAGUCGUCUCAGGGAUCCGGCGUGGAUGAUCCAGUUGGGGAGGUGUCCAUCCAUGUGGAGCUCUUCACACACCCUGGCACUGGGGAGCACAAGGUCACCGUCAAAGUGGUGGCUGCUAACGACCUGAAGUGGCAGACGUCCGGCAUCUUCCGGCCCUUCAUUGAAGUCAACAUCAUUGGGCCUAGUCUCAGCGACAAGAAGAGGAAAUUCGCCACCAAAUCCAAGAACAACAGCUGGGCACCCAAAUACAACGAGAGCUUCCAGUUCACCCUAGGCAGCGAGACAGGCCCCGAGUGCUACGAGCUGCAGGUGUGCGUGAAGGACUACUGCUUCGCCCGUGAGGACCGCACCGUGGGCAUCGCCGUGAUGCAGCUCAAGGACAUCAUGCAGCGUGGCAGCUGUGCCUGCUGGCUGCCCCUGGGCCGGCGCAUCCACAUGGACGACACGGGCCUCACCGUCCUGCGUAUCCUCUCGCAGCGCAACAACGACGAGGUGGCCAAGGAGUUCGUCAAGCUCAAGUCAGACACGCGCUCAGUGGAAGAAGGCAGCAGUUAAGGCCCCCUCCCCGUAGUAGAACCUCCCCCCACCUCCAUGUCCCUUAUACAGCAUGCUCCAGCCAUGUAAAAGCCAUACAGAUUGUCUGACCAACCACCCCUGUCCCCAGGUUCGGGAACAGAGCCCUACCUAGGACAGUCAUUGCCCAGAACCAAGGAUCCAGACACACUCCAGUGCCCCGCACCUGCCCACAGGCUGCAGUGAUAGGGCACUGGCUGAUCCAGAGUAGGGGUAGGGUAAGGGGGACACUUCCCUGCUGGAGGGCAUAUUAGCCUGUGGGGCAUGCCUCUCCCCAGCCUGUUUCAACUGCAAAAGACACCAGGAACAUGGGGUACCCAGCAGUAAAGUCAGAGGGUGCUGUGGCCUUGUAGCAGGCUGUCCAACUCAGCAGGAAAACAAGGAAAGAUCCCAGACCUGCCAGGGAGUGAGCCAAACAAGACUCUCCCUUAGCAGCAGCAGUAAAGGGGUUCUGGCACAAGAAGCAGGGGCACAGCAACACUUGUCCAAGCCUCUGCACAGGUGGAAGCUCCUUCCCUGGCACUGGGGAGGAGCCAGGAAGGGACAAGCUGUGCAAGGGCUCUGGGGCCUCCUUAGCAGCUGCUGAAAAGAGCCCAUGAGGCACACAAGCCAGAGGCUCAGGCUGCAACCCUUGCCUGGGAAGCUCAGCAAGCUGCUGUGCAGGAGGCUCAGAGCAGCUUAGACUAAGGCCACAUAAGAGGGCAGGGCAAGAGUGCUGGCACCAGCUGUGGCUGAAGGGACAGCAGCAGAGAAGGAGGGGGGCAGGGAGAUGGGCUCAGGCAGUGGCAGCACAGACAGAGGCGGCAAGGGCUGUCUGAGCAUCCUCCACUGUAAGGCACACGAGCACUGGGCCAGGGAGAACGAUUCUGGCUGACUCUAGGGCCAGCUUCCUUCCAGCCAGCCCCUACAAUGAAGGUGGGGAUUGCUGCUGGCAGCCCGUGCCAAGAUGCCUAUUAAUCCUCACAGUAGCAGCAUUAAGCCAUUACUGUGGUCCUGGAGCAGAGACCUGUUGGGAGAGGGGGAUACCAGGACUUGGCCACUUGUGCUCUCAGGCAUGGCCCAAGGGGGCUCAGUCCCCAGGCUAGCAGGGCACACAGCACUGCUUGCAGCCCCAUUGCCAAGUGGAGGGGAGAGGGGACUGAGGUCUCCUUUUAGGAAACAGCAAGUAAGAAACUGCUGCCACACCAAGGGAGAGGACACCCACCCUGCAGCUGCAGUCUGGCACCUGCCACAGCCAGCCCAGGCUGCUUGUAAAGAUGGUCCCUACUUCAAAAGGACAGUGAUGAUUACUGGGCUUCCAGAGGGGAUCAAUCCCCUACCCUUCCCAUUGCCACAUCCAGCUGGGUGAGGUACCUAGAAGAGGACUGGGUCCUCACUACCCACUCCCCUUUCCCCACCACUCAGUCAAGAGGAUUUUUUUAGUGGGGAAAACUAAGCUCAUCACCUAGUGUCCUGCCCCGGUACCACUGCCAUUGCCUUGAUCUGAGCCUAGGAGCAGUGGGGGCUGUUGCUGUGGGGAUAGGGCUGCCUGAACAGCACUUAGAAACCCUGCACCAGUGUGCAGGAUAUACAGGCCCAGCCUGCUGAGCAGUGUCUGGAAGCCUUGGACCCUGGCCAGCUGCUAUAGCCUCCACACUACACCAUCACCCAAGACCCUGCCUAGCCCUGGAGGGAGGCAGGAGUAAUGGUCUGAGCAGGGCAGGGUGCAGGAGCCAGACCCUUUCCCCUUCCACAGCAGCAUCCAGGCAGCGUGCCACUGCUCAGAGCCCUGGGGAGCAAGCCAGGGCCCAGCAGCAUCUCUACUUCAAUGACAGCCUAGUGCUCCCCUUGCCCUCCCCACCACCCCAGGGGUAGGUAGCCAGGGUCCCACCAGCAGCUGACCCAGGAGCAGGGAGAGCUCAGCCCCUGCUCUGGCUUUGGUGGGAGUUAGAGCCUUGUGGUCCACUUCAGACCAUACAUUGUAGCCAUAGCAGCAUCCAGACACUAGGGUGAGGGGAUCAGGGGAAUCCCCCAUCCGCAGCCCCGAGUGCCAUGUCCACAACCAGCCUCCCAUCCCCACGUAGCGCUGUACUUCUGAGCGGGCAGAGGGAAGGGAGAAACCCCCCCCACCCCUCCAAAAUCGCCAGCUGUAAGACUGGUAUCACAGGAAGUUGCUUCAGCACAGCCUGGUACCAGGCCAUCUGCCCCAGCCAGCUCUAUACAUAUGUAAAUACAUGUACAUAGAUCGUGUGACACGUUCUCGCACCGAAGGGCUAUUGGGUCAGCGCCAGACCACUGGUGCCGCGCAUGACCGAGGCAUGGCACUUUCAGCCAGGGGCACCUGCUCCCAGCCCUGCAGCAUGCUCCUGCACAACAGGCCGGCAGUCCGCACAGGAUCUUAGGGCACUUCUGCACAAUCCAGUGCCCAGACAGGGCAUGACCUCCCCUCUGCCCAUGGACAGCCUGGGCCCAGCCCUCUACCCUGCCUGGCAGAGACCCUCCACCCCUACUCCCACCCUGUUCAACCCACUCCAGAGGAAGUCAGGCUUUUGCCCAGUGCCAGCCUGUACCCUCCCUAAGCAGGGUGCCCCAGGGGACAGAGGCGCAGGAGCCGGUGCCUUGGCAAAUUGAAGGACCUGGUCCAGUAGCACCUAAUCUGGCCCCAGACCUGCAGGAAAUUGGCUUCAGCCCCCCAGAAGGACAAGGUCUUCCUCAACAGGCCCUGCCCAGCACUUCAGCACGCACACCUUGAAAGCCCAUGACCACACCUGCCAGAUGCCCUCUGGGCUGGAGGGAUAGGGCUAUUUACUGUCAAGCAGAGGGCAUUUCAGUGAAUAGGACCCUGCCAGCAGCUGGGGCACAUGGCCAUAGGCUUGGGCAGGCUGCAGUGCUAGCCAAAUGUAGAUACCUGCGCUGCCCUUUCCAGACAGGGCUGGACAGCUCAGAGGUGGAGCCAGAACGCAUCAGUCUCCAGCUGAACUGCAAGAGAUUUCUCACAGCUCAUUUCUCCAGCAGACCUCCACCCCCACACGCCUGGGGUGCACAGUGCCAGCUCCUGCAUCUGAUGUCCUGCUGGCUAAGCCAGAGGUCAUCUCCGUGCUUCUGGCAUUCCUUUCUAACAGCUGCAGCUACAUCCAAGACAGCUGCAAAAUGAAAUGCAAGGGUGGGAGCCUGCCCAGGGCUGCUGGGGAAGCAAGCGCAAGCCCCUCCAAGAGAGAAGGGGGGAGGUGCGGGGGUAAUGGGCCAAGAGGAAGAGGUUGGAAGGAGACAUGCACUGGGCAGAGCAGAGCUUAUGCAGCCUCUGCAGGGACGGAGGGGAAGAGGACGAGGGGGAUUUGAUUUGGCUCAAGGAAAAAGCGAGAAACCCUGCACUAGGCCCAUGCCAGUACAAGCAGGACCCAAAGAUUGCCAUGCUGGGGCCAGGCCAAUCUCACAAAUCCCUGCAGCCAAGGGAGGGGAAGCAUUGGUGCUCAGCACUGAGGGAGGCUGGCCCAGGGGGGAGGCUCAGCUCAGCUUCCUCCCCGCUGUUGUGAUAUCCCCAUCUCCCACAACUGUGGCUGUUCCCAUCCACGAGCACCUCCAGGGUAGGAAUCCAGGCACAGCACAUGGCUUCACAGGUAGGACCUAGUGGCUGCGAGGCUUGCUGGGUCAUGGUGCCUCAGGUGGCAAGGCCAUUGCUGCUCUCCAGUCCUGGCCAGCCCAUGAUCUCGUGCCACAAGGCAGGGCAAGAGGGAGCGACCCUGCUUGAUGUACACUUCUGUGCCCUUGCAGGAGCACCCCUCUUAAGCCCUUCCAUACAGAAGCCAUCUCCAUCCUGGCAUCACCUUCCCUCCCAGACACUGGAACCGAACCCCUCCCACCAGCCCCCAUUCCUUUUUCUAUAGUAGUUGCCUGGGACCAAAAGUGUUUGCCGCUCACACCUGUUUCAGUUCAAUGUUUACACUGAGGGCACUGAUCCGCACCGUGCAGACCCCCUCCCCUCCCCAAAUGCAGAGGGCUGCAGCACGAGCCAAUCUGCCACGCACAGACUGACCUCAACCAAAUGCAGCACGCCACGCCAUGCCACGAGCUCAGCCCUCCGGCGAGGCAGGCAGCCCCGGGAACGACCAGCCCGUGGCUCCCCCGAGAACUGUUCGGCAUGCGAGUGAAACCAACCAGACUGAGUCACUUCUGCUCGCGUAGCGCCUCCAUCACGCCCCGUGUCUGUACAUACCUGACCUGGAGCAAACUGUGGUGACACACCUGGAUGCAUGACAGUGAGAUGUUUUGCACUAUUUUGACUUUUUUGGGCUCUGUAAAAAUAUUUUAUUAUUAUAACUGACAUUA
Messenger RNA from Alligator mississippiensis (American alligator), 9664 nucleotides. Its product is annotated as protein unc-13 homolog A. Gene Ontology annotation, cellular component: plasma membrane; presynaptic active zone cytoplasmic component; neuromuscular junction. Lineage: Eukaryota; Metazoa; Chordata; Crocodylia; Alligatoridae. Gene Ontology annotation, molecular function: syntaxin-1 binding; calcium ion binding; diacylglycerol binding. The record is from RefSeq and is a predicted model, not a curated record. The transcript is spliced from 43 exons. Gene Ontology annotation, biological process: synaptic vesicle maturation; presynaptic dense core vesicle exocytosis; dense core granule priming. Bases 149 to 5341 code for a protein of 1730 amino acids.